Lycium barbarum (goji berry) is the source of this 510-nucleotide messenger RNA. RefSeq lists its product as uncharacterized. The transcript has a single exon. The record is from RefSeq and is a predicted model, not a curated record. Bases 1 to 510 code for a protein of 169 amino acids. Lineage: Eukaryota; Viridiplantae; Streptophyta; Magnoliopsida; Solanales; Solanaceae.
AUGCCUGAAACAAAUAUAACAGAAUCAGGAAGUGGUGAGAAAGGAAUCACAUAUGACAAUGGACAUCCUUAUCACCUAAACAAUUCAGAUUCACCUGGUAUGACUCUAGUCAACACUGUUUUUUAUGGAAGAGGAUACCCAGGUUGGAGGAGAUCCAUCCUCCUAUCUCUAUCAGCCAAGAGGAAACUUGGUUUUAUCAAUGGAGCUUGUAAAGCCCCAGAUCUGAAGUCUGCAAAUUUUCAACAAUGGAGUUGUGUCAAUGAUAUGAUUAUAUGUUGGAUAUCAAAUGCAUCAUUUAAAGAUAUUGCAGACAGUGUGAUGAACUCCAAGACUGCAAAAGAACUUUGGGACAGUCUAGAACAGAGAUUUGGCAAGUCAAAUGGUGCCAAACUCUACCAUCUACAAAAGGAAUUGACAGGACUAGUACAAGGUAAUAGUGACAUUGCUGGGUACUUCACCAAACUUAAGAGGUUAUGGGAUGAAUUAUAUGGGAUAAAUGUGAUUGUUUGA